Messenger RNA from Megalops cyprinoides (Indo-Pacific tarpon), 1697 nucleotides. RefSeq names its product protein kinase-like domain containing (gene pkdc). The record is from RefSeq and is a predicted model, not a curated record. Bases 73 to 1029 code for a protein of 318 amino acids. The transcript is spliced from 2 exons. NCBI's taxonomy places the organism in Eukaryota, Metazoa, Chordata, Actinopteri, Elopiformes, Megalopidae.
GUGCCUCAUACAGAUUGGACGUGCGUGCUUUUCUACCUCAGCUGAGAAACGCAGGUACCAACACAAUCAGGAAUGAAACAAGAAUAUCAAGACCUGAUUUUGCAAGCCACAGGCGCUGAGGCAUUGUGUAUCGGUGAUACCAUUCAGACCCUGUGGAGCGGCUAUGGCCAGAUUGUGAGGGUUCACCUGGAAGGCAGUGACCGCCCCUCGGUUGUUGUCAAGCACGUGGUGUUUCCCCACGAGUCGGCUCACCCUGGCGGCUGGAACACAGACCUAUCUCACCAGCGGAAGGUGAGGUCAUACCAGGUGGAGACGCACUGGUACCAGCACUACUCCACCGACGAUGGGUGUCGGGUGCCCGUUUGUUUGGCUGCCCGGUCGUUCGGGGACGAACAGCUGAUCGUCCUGGAGGACCUGGACGUGGCAGGGUUCGACCAGCGGAGGACCAGUGUCAACGGCACGGAGAUCAGGGCAUGCCUCCGCUGGCUCGCCCAAUUCCACGCCCGUUUCCUGGGCGCCUCGCCCGAAGGGCUGUGGCCGAUUGGGACCUACUGGCACCUGGAGACACGCCCGGACGAGCUGGAGGCCAUGGCGGACCGGGACCUGCAGGCAGCCGCGGGCAGAAUUGACCAGAUCCUCAAUGACUGUCGCUUCAAGACCAUCGUCCACGGCGACGCGAAGCUGGCCAACUUCUGCUUCUCGACGCAGGGGUCGGAGGUGGCGGCAGUGGACUUCCAGUACGUGGGCGGAGGCUGUGGGAUGAAGGACGUGGUCUACUUCCUGGGCAGCUGCAUGGACGAGCGGGAGUGUGAGGCGCGAGCGACCGAGCUGCUGGACUACUACUUCGUGGAGCUGAAGGAGGCCGUGAGCGAGGAGGUGACUUUCGCGGAGCUGGAGGCAGAGUGGCGCGAGAUGUAUGCCUUUGCCUGGACGGACUUCCACCGCUUCCUCCUGGGCUGGAUGCCCGGCCACCGCAAGAUCAACAAGUACAGCCGUAGGCUGGCCAAGGAGGUCCUGCUCAAGCUCUGAGGUCCCGCUCUGUGUUUCCUGAUAGGUUGAAAUUGCAGUGAAGGCUUUGAUGUUUGUGGGGGGGAAAGCUGGCAGACUAACCAGCUUGAAACCGCUCGUUCUGUGAAGUGUGAACACUGGCUUAUGCCAUUGUCAUGACAACCACUAUUUGACCCUGUGGUUACAUCAUUCCUUCUUGCCUUGUGAACAUAGAACUGACACACUUUGAGGUCAUUCACCCAUGGCACUUUCAUCAAAGACCCAGAGACUCAGAUGAAGAUGUUAUUGUUUGUGUGUGUCUGUGUAAAUUCUACAUGACCUGUCCAUCCACAUGUAGUCUUUGUCUCCACAGUUACUGCUGAUACGAACUGUGUUUGGAUCUUGUUGUCUUAUUUAUUGACAAGUGUUUUGUGUUCAUAAAAACAAACCCAUUCUUUGGUGUGUUAUAUAUUGGCCCAUUGUCUAGUGAUUCAGUGUGUUACCAUUCAAAAGGAGGUGAUACAUUGUGUUUAUCUCAAUGCUGAAAUAUGCCACUAAACUAAUUAAAGAAAGGAACUGUAGAAUCUGAUGCAGUGAGAAGGGAUAGUUGCUUGCUUGCACAGUGUGAAUUUGGUGGGUUUGGUCAUAACUUGGUCACUGGCUGUGACAGCCUUCUUCCUAAAAACUCUUGUAUACAGUGAUUGAUAAGA